This is a messenger RNA of Hibiscus syriacus, 2009 nucleotides long. Its product is annotated as UDP-glucuronate 4-epimerase 3-like. The transcript has a single exon. NCBI's taxonomy places the organism in Eukaryota, Viridiplantae, Streptophyta, Magnoliopsida, Malvales, Malvaceae. Bases 335 to 1648 code for a protein of 437 amino acids. The record is from RefSeq and is a predicted model, not a curated record.
AGAAUCAAAUCAACCCAUUUCAUCAAAUUCAGUAGUUCGACUCUUCUUCUUCAUCACCAACAUCUACCAAAAGCUCUAUACUUUUUUUUUUCUAGAAGAAAAUCAAAUAUUGAUCUCUCGUCUUUCUUUUUGGAAGCCAUGGAAAAGCUUUAAAGUAUAAACCCCAAUCGAAUAAACCACCGACAAAACAAAACCAGAAGAUUCCCAUUUUCCAUUAAACCCUGAAGAGAAGCUGAAAUAAUCUACAAAUCCAACCUACCCAAUUUCUACACAACCUUAGAAUUACAAAAGAAACCCAAGUUCUACUGAAUCUUGCAAAGAACAUCCUCGUUUGAUGUCAAAGCACAUGUCUUAUCUUGAUAACAUUCCACCGACACCGGGGAAAUUCAAGAUGGAAAAAUCGCCUUACGUUCACAAUAAAUUGAGGUGGCACUCAUCUCUUAUGAAGCUCACAUUUUGGUCCUUCGUCUUCUUGGUCUUGAUCUUCAUCUUCUUCUAUCGACCCCCUCCCUCGAAUCCCCUCACUCAAGAUCCAUCUCGCCGCUCUCUCCGCACCCACAACUGGGGUGGACCCGUUUGGGAAAAACGGGUCCGUUCCUCCGCCCGUAUCCGUUACAGUGACGGUAUCUCCGUCUUGGUCACCGGAGCCGCCGGUUUCGUUGGCACCCAUGUGUCGACUGCUUUGAAAAAGCGUGGGGAUGGUGUUCUUGGACUCGAUAAUUUCAAUGACUAUUACGACCCUUCAUUGAAAAGAGCUCGUCAAGCUCUUCUGGACCGAAGCGGGGUUUUCAUCGUGGAAGGAGAUAUCAAUGAUUCGACUCUUUUAAGGAAACUUUUUGAGGUUGUCGCGUUCACCCACGUUAUGCAUUUGGCUGCUCAAGCUGGUGUCAGGUAUGCCAUGGAAAAUCCUAGCUCUUAUGUGCAUAGCAAUAUCGCUGGUCUCGUUAGUUUACUUGAAGCUUGCAAAUCUGCUAAUCCACAACCUGCAAUUGUGUGGGCUUCUUCGAGUUCCGUUUACGGGCUUAAUAAAAAAGUCCCAUUUUCUGAGAAAGAUAGGACUGAUCAACCUGCUAGUUUAUAUGCUGCUACUAAGAAAGCUGGUGAAGAAAUUGCUCACACUUAUAAUCAUAUAUAUGGUCUUUCUUUAACUGCCUUGAGGUUUUUCACAGUUUAUGGCCCUUGGGGUAGGCCAGAUAUGGCAUAUUUCUUCUUCACUAGGGACAUUUUGAAGGGAAAGACCAUAUCGAUAUUCGAAGCAGCUAAUCAUGGUACAGUAGCUAGAGAUUUUACCUACAUCGAUGACAUUGUUAAAGGGUGUUUAGCAGCCUUGGAUACAGCGGAGCAGAGUACUGGUAGUGGAGGGAAGAAGAAAGGUCCUGCUCAAUUCAGGAUAUACAAUUUGGGGAAUACUUCUCCGGUGCCGGUUUCGGAUCUUGUGAGCAUCUUAGAGAGGCUUUUAAAGGUUAGUGCAAAGAGGAAUUUUAUCAAGUUGCCACAAAAUGGGGAUGUUCGGUUCACUCAUGCUAAUAUUAGUUUGGCUCAGAGGGAGCUCGGUUACAAGCCCUCCACUGAUUUGCAGACUGGCUUGAAGAAGUUUGUCAAAUGGUAUCUCGGUUACUAUUCUGGUGGGAAGAAGGCUGCUGGAUAAUCCAUUCUUUAAUUUGUGGUAGGAUCCUCUGAAUUCUUGUUCAUUAUCAUUGUUUUUCGACAUUUCUUUGUUCGUUGCCCUAUUAUUUGUUGUUUCACAUACAAGGAGGGACGCCAUGGCCUAGUUUGAAGCAAUUUUUCGAUCAAUGGACAUUGUUUGCUGGUCGGGCACUCCAAAACACCCCCAUUUCAUUUUCCAUGGACUGUAAUUGUUGUUAGUUUUGGCAUUGUGGAACUAAUGAGUGGUAUAGUAUUGGUUAACAUGUAUCAUUGCAAUGCAAUUUCAAUAAAAUAGCUCAUUCAUGCACUAUAUGUUGUGGCCUCUCUCAAUUUCAAGUGAAUGCUAUAUCUUUGUUCCUGUA